Condylura cristata (star-nosed mole) is the source of this 1309-nucleotide messenger RNA. It is a transcript of the gene FCMR, whose product is annotated as Fc fragment of IgM receptor. Lineage: Eukaryota; Metazoa; Chordata; Mammalia; Eulipotyphla; Talpidae. Gene Ontology annotation, molecular function: transmembrane signaling receptor activity. Gene Ontology annotation, cellular component: plasma membrane. The transcript is spliced from 8 exons. The record is from RefSeq and is a predicted model, not a curated record. The coding region runs from base 1 to 1236 and encodes 411 amino acids.
AUGCAACUGUGGCUUUGGUUACUUUACUUCCUGCCAGUUUCUGGAGCUCUGAGGUUUCUCCCAGAAGUCAAGCUGGAGGGUAUUCUGGGCGGAUCCAUUACCAUCGAGUGCCCGCUUCCCGAGUCGCACGUGCGGAUCUACCUAUGCCGAGAGAUGCCUGACUCUAGGAUCUGUGCUACCGUGGUUUCUAAUCAGAACUUUGUCAGGAAGGGGUACAAGAGGCGAGUCACCCUGACAACUUGUCCAAACAAGAAUGUGUACCUCGUUGAGGUGACAGGUCUGGUCAAGAGUGACAGUGGUAUCUACGCCUGUGGGGCCGGCGUGAACACAGACCGGGGCAAGACCCAGCAAGUCACGCUGAGUGUCCACAGCGAGUAUGCACCUUUCUUGGAAGAUAAGCUGAUGACUGAACCUCCAGAGUGGUUUCAUGAAUUUCAGCACGUGCCAAUGACCCCGUCGUUCCAGAUGCCUGCACAUUCCAGUUCUGCUGAAUUUAUAUCCAAAGUGACCACACCAGCUCAGAGGACCAAAGUUCCUCCAGCACCCUCCCUUUCCCCCAUCAGCACGACCACCCACCACCCUCGAGUUUCCAGAACAUCUUCAGUAGCAGGUGCCAAAUCCCCAACCCUCCUGCCAUCUACCAAAGCCUUGAAGACCUCAGCUCAGAAGGGGCCGCUCAAGUCCCAGACAGCCAGUCACAUCCACCACCCCAGGCAGAGAGACUUCCACUAUGGCCAGACAUCAGGGGCAGAAACCCAGAGGUUCAACAUCCUGAUCCCGACCACCUUGAGCCUAACCUUGUUGGCACCUCUGGGGCUGGUGGUGAGAAGAGUCAUUCAAAGGCGGAAAAGCCUAGCCAGGCGGGUUUCCAGACCCACGCUGAGAAUGCGCGUUCCGGAGGCUUCCCGGCUGCGGCAGCCCCAACGACCCCGCGAUGCCCAGCGGCCUCGUUGCCAGAACAUCUACAGCGCCUGCCCCCGACGCGCUAGCGGGGCGGACUCCGCGGCCCUAGACCACUUCAUCACUUCGGCAUCCCUGCUCCCCUUAGUUAAGCUGGAGGUACUUCUCCCAGGCCCUGGAGCUUCGGCGCCUCUCACCCCGCAGCAGGUGUCUGUAACUUCCUGGUGCCAUGCCCCAACUCUGAAGACCAGCGAUGGGUGUGUGAGCACCCAUCACCAGCCUGCUUGCGAGGCGGAAGACACCGAUCCAGAGGACUAUGUCAACAUUCACUUCUGACUCCCCUCUCUGGCUUGUUUCCCGGGUCCCAGAGGUCGAUGCCAUGAGCCUCAUCUGACUGCUGGUUCCCAAC